Messenger RNA from Colletotrichum godetiae, 1074 nucleotides. RefSeq names its product 3',5'-bisphosphate nucleotidase. The record is from RefSeq and is a predicted model, not a curated record. The transcript has a single exon. NCBI's taxonomy places the organism in Eukaryota, Fungi, Ascomycota, Sordariomycetes, Glomerellales, Glomerellaceae. Gene Ontology annotation, biological process: phosphatidylinositol phosphate biosynthetic process; sulfate assimilation. Bases 1 to 1074 code for a protein of 357 amino acids. Gene Ontology annotation, molecular function: 3'(2'),5'-bisphosphate nucleotidase activity.
AUGUCAACUUACGCAAAGGAGCUCGAGGUAGCCCAGCUGGCCGUCCAGCGCGCCUCCAUCCUCACCAAGCGCGUCUUCCACGAAAAGGCAAAGGGCACCGUCGACAAGAACGACAAGUCCCCCGUCACCAUCGGCGACUUUGGCGCCCAGGCCCUCAUCAUCGCCGCCCUCCGCCACCACUUCCCCGACGACGAGAUCGUCGCCGAAGAAGAGGCCGCUCAGCUUCGCUCCGAACCCAACCUCCGCGACCAGAUCUUUGACCUCGUCAAGACGACCAAGCUAGACGACGCCGCCGCGGAAGCCUCCCUCGGCGGCGGCAUCGCCUCCGCCGAGAGCAUGAUGGACAUCAUCGACCAAGGAAACAGCAAGGGCGGCGCCGCCGGCCGCAUCUGGGCCAUUGACCCCAUUGACGGCACAAAGGGCUUCCUCCGCGGAGGGCAAUACGCCGUCUGCCUGGCCCUCAUGGUCGAUGGCGACGUCAAAGUCGGCGUCCUCGGCUGCCCCAACCUCCCCGUCGACGACAAGGCGCCCCUCGCCGCCGACAUUGGCUCCAACGCAAACGACGACACGGGCUACGGCGUCAUCCUCUCCGCCGUCCUCGGCCAGGGCGCCACCUCGCGACCCCUCCGCACCGGCGCCAUCGCCUCCGACGGCGGCUCCAUCUCAAUGAAGCCCGUUACCGACCUCUCCGCCGCCACCUUUUGCGAGAGCGUCGAGGCCGGCCACAGCGCGCACGACGACCAGGCCCAGAUCGCUGCCAAGCUCGGCAUCACCAAGCCCAGCGUCCGCAUGGACAGCCAGAGCAAGUACGGCUCCAUCGCCCGCGGCGCGGGCGACAUCUACCUCCGCCUGCCCGUCAAAGCGACGUACCAGGAAAAGAUUUGGGACCAUGCCGCGGGCGACCUCAUUGUGCGCGAGGCCGGCGGCCAGGUGACGGAUAUCCAGGGCAACAGGUUGGACUUCGCCGUCGGACGGACGCUCGCCAACAACAAGGGCGUCAUUGCCGCGCCGGCUGCCGUGCACGGCGAGGUGUUGAAGGUUGUCCAGGAGGUGUUGAGCUCAAAAUCUAGCUAA